AUGGUUCAAGCAUUAUUUGAUGAAUUGGGUAAAUGGGAUUUUUCUUUCGACGUAGAACGUGAUAGAGACGUCCAUUUGACUCAUUUGUUUUUUGCACAUCCUUCUUCAAUUGCACUAACCAAGAGUUAUCCAUAUGUCUUUGCAAUGGAUUGCACAUAUAAGACAAACAAAUAUAAGAUGCCAUUGCUUGAUAUAGUGGGAGUUUCAAGUUUUAAUGGAUCAUUUUAUUCUUGUUUUGCCUUCAUGCAAAAAGAGGAAGAAGGAGAUUAUGUGUGGGCAUUGGAAAGAUUCAAAAAACUUUUGGGUCAUGACCAACAACCUUUGGUGAUUUUAUCAGAUAGAGAAUUAGCACUAAUGAAUGCUAUUCAACUUGUUUUCCCAAGAACUGCUCAUGUUUUAUGUGUGUGGCACAUUGAAAAAAAUGUUUUAUCGAAAUGCAAGUCACAAUUUGAAAGUGGAAAAGAUUGGGAGACUUUUUUAUCAACUUGGACUAAUGUGAUUGAGUCGGUUGAUGAAUCUUCCUUUCAUGAAGCUUGGCAUCUACUUGAAGUUCAAUACAAGGAGAAGGAAUAUGUUAUCAAUUAUCUCAAGAAUACUUGGCUCCCUUUCAAAGAGAGAUUUUUUCCACAGACGAAGAUUGCUAGUGAAAAGCUUCGCGUUACCCAUAAAUUUCAAAUUCCUAUGUUAAAAGAACUUGUUAGUCAUGUUUCCUUCUUUGCACUUGGAGAGCUUUUCAAGCAAUGUGAAUUGGCUUGGAUAGAUUAUGUCUUGGGUCUUUGUACUGGCCAUUUUUCCAGAACCAUGGGUCUACCUUGUGCACACAUGAUGAGAGAUAAGAAAGAUGGAACUUUGCUACUUGAUGAUAUACAUCCACAAUGGAGAAUUGAUAGAUCCUUUAUUGAUAUGGAUGGUGGAGUAGACACAAAUGGGAGUGAAAUUGCAAGUCUUCUCAAGAGGUUCCAUGAUAAAUACAAACAAAUGCCUCUUGCUCAAAAAGAAGAUAGCCACAUGCGAAUUGCUAAACUUGUUGACGGUGAAAUUCCGUUGACUCUUGAACCUAACAUUCAUCCCCACAAAGGACGCCCAUUGGGUUCAAAGAAAAGAAAGAGAGAUUCCUCUACCACAUCCUUCAGCAUUUGA
Rhododendron vialii is the source of this 1140-nucleotide messenger RNA. Its product is annotated as protein FAR1-RELATED SEQUENCE 5-like. Gene Ontology annotation, biological process: regulation of DNA-templated transcription. The record is from RefSeq and is a predicted model, not a curated record. Bases 1 to 1140 code for a protein of 379 amino acids. NCBI's taxonomy places the organism in Eukaryota, Viridiplantae, Streptophyta, Magnoliopsida, Ericales, Ericaceae. The transcript is spliced from 3 exons.